CUUUUUCUAGUCAAGUCAAGAACUUGAAAAACCAGGAAGGAAACCAGCACCUCAAGUCAAAGAAACCUCCUGGUCAAAUCACUUGUUUUCAGCUCAGAGUAGGCAUUACCAAUUCCCAGAAUCAUGAAGCUGUUUAUCAUUUUUCUUUUUGUUAUACUGGUAGUUACAGGUGAGUCUAAUAGUACAGCAGCAGGAGCAUUUGUAUGAUCAGGAGAACAUUUCAGAUAUCAUUUCCUAAGGCCCCAGUUUCAUGUGCACCAGGCUGAAAAGGUCAGCAUUGGGCUGGGGAUCACAUUCACUUGUUCAUAACUGUAAACAUAAAUCUUGAGGUGUUAUGAAGUUGGGAAUCCAGUUUGUGCUCCUGUGGUGCUGAACAGGCUGCCGACAAUGGAUAGAAUGUGUUGUCAAAGCCUUUCAUGGCUGGAAUCACUGGGUUGAUCAUCUUCUUCAGAGGUGAAGAUGCCAGCCACAGAUGCAGGCAAAACGUCAGGAGAGAAUGCUACUGGAACAUGGCCAUACAGCCCGAAAAACUCACAGCAACCCAAUAGAUAGAAUGUAAUGGUAGCUGGGGGUUCUUGCUGUCUCAGUGAGAUGAUGACUCUGCUCCAGGGUUUAGUCUGGAAAGCAGCUUUUUUUUCCCAUGUCAGGAGCAACUGGAGUUGCUUCUGGAGUGAGAGAAUUGGCCGUCUGCAAGGACGUUGCCCAAGGGACACCCGGAUGUAUUUUUGAUGUUUUUACCAUCCUUGUGGGAGGCUUCUCCCAUGUCCCUGCAUGGAGCUGGAGCUGAUAGAGGGAGCUCAUCUGUACUCUCCCCGGGUGGGAUUCGAACCUGGCAGCUUUCAGGUCAGCAACCCAACCUUCAAGUCACGAGGCUUUUAUCUCCUAGGCCAUAGGAGGCUCCUUUGGAAAGCAGCUAUCCAAGGCUCUGAGCCCCUUCGCUAUUUUAGAGAAUUUCUUUCCCCCACUCAUACAUGAGGGGGUAGAGGGUGCUUUGCUCCCUUCUAGGGAAAGAAUGGCCAAGAAGUAGUCCUGGCCAAGUGCCCGCCCCCUCCAAAUAUACAGUCAGCAGAGGACAGCAAAUGACAUUACAGCUGAAAUCCUCAACAACAAUUUAUUGAUUAGCCAGUUGGCCUUAUCAAGCACAGACAAAACAAACAUGAAAUACAACAUACAUCUGGUACACUUAAAAUAAAAAAAAAUAUACAGGUAUUUGCCAGUUUGGUGCCAAUGUAGCUUAGCCAUAGAUGUAUGCAUCAACUAUCCUCAUGUCCCCUACACUGUACCCCAAUCUGAUCUAUGUUCUCUGAUCUCCUUUUAGCAGUUUUAAGAACAGCUGAAAUCCUCAAUUCUCUCAUGGCCCAGUGGCAGUGCUAGAAAUGGAGAGGGGGAAGCUGAUCCCUUCCUCCAGUUCUAGGCCGGCCUGCUUGGCUAGCAAGUUUUUACUUAUCAAGGCUCUUGUUUCUCGUAUCUUUGCUUUAGAAAACAAGGGCAGUGAGGAGAGCAGCUCAGGUUCCAAGGACACUGUGAACCAGACUUCAAAGGGGGCAGGGUCAUCACCCGCGGAUAAAGACAAGGAUAACGAAAAAAAAGGCAGUGGGGAGAACGGCACAGGUUCCAAGCAGACCGGGGACACGGCACCCACAGAUAAAGGCACGGAAAAAGAAAAAAACGGCAGUGGAGAGAACGGCACUGGUUCCAAGCAGACCGGGGACAAGACACCCACAGAUAAAGGCACGGAUAAAGAAAAAAACGGCAGUGGAGAGAACGGCACAGGUUCCAAGCAGACCGGGGACAAGACACCCACAGAUAAAGGCACGGAUAAAGAAAAAAACGGCAGUGGAGAGAACGGCACAGGUUCCAAGCAGACCGGGGACAAGACACCCACAGAUAAAGGCACGGAUAAAGAAAAAAACGGCAGUGGAGAGAACGGCACAGGUUCCAAGCAGACCGGGGACAAGACACCCACAGAUAAAGGCACGGAUAAAGCAAACUCCAUGAUUACUUGUGAAUGUAAUAGUGGAGACAAUCUCUGCUCUAAGGAUAGAAGCUGUAUCAUUGAAAAAGGAGACUGUAUUGCAAUUGCAUUUAAUAAUACAUUGGAUGGAAAAGAUAUCAAAAAAGUGUAUCUAGGCUGCCAGCCAAAGUCAGUCAGUUUUGAUCAAUGCCAUGAAGAGAAUAUAUUCAUCACAGCAGGGAAGGACUUUUACCUGAAUAGUCAAGCCAAAUGCUGUCACAGCAAGGACAAGUGUAACAAUGAUUUGAAAUUAGUAACAAAGGAGUCUGACAAGACUUCUGAAAUGAAGUGCCCCUCAUGCUUUGCUUUGAGUCCUGAAUCCUGUAAUGCCACGAAGACCAACUGUUUCAAGGACCAGAAUCGAUGCAUCAACAUCACUGGGAAACUCAUGAACGAAACUGGAAUAACGGCCUUUGAAUUAAAGGGCUGUACCACGGCCUUUACAGCAUCCAUCCUUCAAGAGACAGGUGCCAUGUUAGACUAUGGAGAUACCAUUUAUUCUAUUGACACAAUCCAAGUAGGGAAUGGCAAACUCAGCAGCAUCCAAGCACCACCGGGCAUUGUGUUUGCAGUCCUCCUGCCCAGCCUCCUUGGCCUCUUGCUGGACAAGUUCCUGUACUGAUCCUGACCCAUUUGGAUCAAAGGGUCUUCUGGAAAGACAUAUUCAAUGAAAGAGAAUGAAUGAAGACAUAGAUUACAGAAGUUCGGGUUCUAGAAUUUACUAGAUCUGUAUAACUUUAUGUAUUUUAAAAGGCAAAUCAGAUAGAGACAUUUUCACACUAUGCAGUUAUAGCACCAUGGCUAAUUCCACACUGGACACUUAACUGGGGGCCAAUCUGGAGUAUUAUGGAUGCCCAUAGACUCAUUCUGGAUUCAGAAUGACUAGAUGGGCAUCUAGCCAGAGGGAUGCAUUAGUGUCCAGCUGGUCCAGCCAGACUAAGACUACAUCGGUUCAGCUGGAACAUCACCCUAUCCUCCACAUCACCACCCCCAUUCCCUCCUGACCAUGGAGCUCUUUGCGAUCUUCCAACCAUUGUGAUCUGCAUUUACACGUCAGAAAGGAGUGGCCAUGCGACCAGCAAAGAGGUGGUCAAGUGAUCCUCUCCUUCUUACUGGUUGCAUGGAUAUCCCUUUCUUAUAACAGGAGAGCUCUAUGGCAGCAAUGAAAUCGGGGCAAGCCAUCCACGUCCAUGAUGCUGAUCAACACAGGGAAAGUGUGAUGGUGAUGGUAUCCAUUUAGACAGCAGGUUGGGCCAAAUGGAACCCAACCCAGCUGCAGAUAUUUCAGAGUUUCCUGAAAACUCCAGAGUCUCCCCCAACUUUGCCUGGACACGGCACUGGGUUUGAGGUAAGUCCAGCUUUUUUGUCAGUGUAGAUAAGCCCUACAAUUCCAUUCUAUGGAAACCUGGGGUUUUUAGUUUAAGGUGCCUUCUCAAACUGUAAGCCUUUUUAGGAUGUAGCCAUAGUGGUUAGAGUGGACUCAACGUGCUAUAAUUUUGUAGUGUGAAACAGCUCUAAAUAAAUCAGGGAGAGGUUCUAUAUAUAUAUAUAUAUAUAUAUAUAUAUAUAUAUAUAUAUAUAUAUAUAUAUCUGCUUUGAAGUGGAAUAUAUUGCAGUGUGGACUCAGAUAACCCAGUUCAAAGCAGAUAUUGUGGGAUUUUCUGCCUUGAUAUUCUGGGAUAUAGAGCUGUGUGGAAGGGCCCUAAGAGUGCAGAUUUAGCUAAUCAAGCCCAUGACUUCCAUCUGAAUAAUGAAUCAUGUAAAAUUGCAAAGAUUUUCAUAUGUGUAGUUUUAAAGGGAAAAUGAUUUUCAGUAUCCUCUUCUGCAUUGCCCUAUAUCCCAGGAUCUCAUCCCAGAUUAUCUGAUUAUCCCAGAUUAUCUGGCAAUUGAACUCAUGUAAUCCAGUUCAAAGCAGAUAAUCUGGGAUCAGAUUCUGGGAUACAGGGCAGUGUAGAUCCAUCUUAUGUCAGAAUACAUCCUCAUGAUCAGAAGAGGAAAUAGCUGUAUUAAGUAAAAGGAAUGAAUGCUGCUUCUGCCAUUAACCAUUUUUAUAAGUAUAUACGUUUUAGAGACUAAUUGAAGAUUGAAAAAUGUGUGAAACCGUCAGUCAAGGACUGCUCAUAAGCCAGUCAAACUUUUGGAGCAUUCUCCCUGAAAUUGCAUUAGAAUUGCAACCUCAUCAGAUUUUAAUAAUAUAAUCUGAGUCAAAUAAGUGUUGCAGCCUUUUGAGCUCUUGCUUUGAUGUGUGGAGUUGGGGAAAGAUGAGAAGAGUGUAAAGCACCUGCUAUCCUUGUGGGAGCCUUGGUUCCAUCUCCAGAUAACAGGUCCCAAGUGUCAGGGCUGGAUGAGACCCUGCCAGUCAGAGAGGACAGUUCUGGGCUGAAUGAUCAGACUUGGUUAUUUAAUAAAACACAUGAUUUUGGAAUAAACAUAUCUCACUCAA
Molecule: messenger RNA, 4457 nt
Organism: Anolis carolinensis (green anole)
Lineage: Eukaryota; Metazoa; Chordata; Lepidosauria; Squamata; Anolidae
Exons: 11
Coding region: 1377-2636 (419 amino acids)
Source: RefSeq, a predicted model, not a curated record